Messenger RNA from Drosophila montana, 369 nucleotides. Its product is annotated as cuticle protein 16.5-like. The coding region runs from base 1 to 369 and encodes 122 amino acids. NCBI's taxonomy places the organism in Eukaryota, Metazoa, Arthropoda, Insecta, Diptera, Drosophilidae. The transcript is spliced from 2 exons. The record is from RefSeq and is a predicted model, not a curated record.
AUGCAACUCCUCAUCUGCUUGGCUCUCUGUGUGGCUGUCGCUCAGGCAGGCUACCUGGCUGCUCCAGUUGCCACCUACGCUGCCGCUCCAGUGACUACAUAUGCUGCUGCAGCUCCUUUGGCCAGCUAUGCCCGGACCUACUCGGCUGUGCCCGCCGCCUACUCAGCCUCUGUAUAUGGAGCUCCGGCAUAUGCCGCACCCUAUGCAGCCCCAUAUGCUGCCACCACCUACGCUGCAUCCCCGUAUGCUGCCACCACCUAUGCUGCCUCCCCGUACGCUGCCACCACUUAUGCUGCCUCGCCCUAUGGCGCACCCAUCUCUACCUAUGCUGCUCCAGCUGUCAUCAGCCCCUUCCUGAAGAAGAAGUAA